AUCUCUCUCUCUCUCUCAUCAGCCGAUCGCGUGAACACCACGCGCCGCCGAAAUCUUCACUAUCAAGCUCUAAAUCCACCGUCAUGUCAACGACUUCCUCCUUACGUGCUCGACUAGCUUUCGUUGCUUUACUCUCAGCGACGACUUUUUACUGUAUCCAUAAAUACCGCCGCUUGAAACGUCUGAAAAACCUCUCGUUAAACCCUAGCUCUACCUCGAAACCCAGCAGAGGAAAGAUCUUCUUCAUCUCCCAAACUGGUACAGCUAAAGCCUUAGCUCAACGGCUACACGAGCUAUGCGCAUCUAACGACAUAGCAUUUGAUCUCGUCGAUCCACGGAGCUAUGAACCUGAAGAUCUCCCCAAAGAAACUCUAGUUAUAUUCAUCACGUCGACUUGGGAUGGCGGGAAACCGCCUAAGAACGGAGAGUUUCUUGUGAACUGGCUUGGUGAGAGCGCUGAAGAUUUCCGAGUCGGCUCGCUUCUUCUCUCCGAUUGCAAAUUCGCUGUUUUCGGUGUCGGGAGCCGUGCCUAUGGGGAAUCGUAUAAUGCUGUGGCGAAGGAAUUGUCGAGUCGGAUGAUAGGAUUGGGUGGACUCGAGAUGAUUCCUGUGGGAGAAGGCGAUGUUGAUGACGGAGAAUUAGACAGAGCAUUUCAAGAUUGGUGUACUGGAGUUAUUAGGAUUCUGAAGGGAGGAGGAUCUGCUCAAGAAACAAAUGGGGUUUCGCAGCAGAUUGGUGCUGUUGAGAAUGAUCUUGAGUACUACGAUUCAACAGAUGAUGAAGAUGAAGACAAUGAUGCUGAUGGAGGUAUUGUUGAUCUUGAAGAUAUUGCUGGAAAAGCUCCUUCGAAGAGAAAUGGCGUAGUUAAAGUGACUAAAGUUGAUGGAAAGAAGGAAAUGGUGACCCCUGUGAUUAGAGCAAGCUUAACGAAGCAGGGCUAUAAAAUAAUUGGUUCGCAUAGUGGGGUUAAAAUAUGUAGAUGGACAAAGUCACAACUUAGAGGCAGGGGAGGUUGCUACAAGCACUCCUUUUAUGGCAUUGAGAGUCACAGGUGCAUGGAGACAACACCUAGUUUGGCUUGUGCAAACAAAUGUGUCUUUUGUUGGAGGCAUCACACCAAUCCUGUGGGAAAGAGCUGGCAGUGGAAGAUGGAUGAGCCGUCAGUGAUUGUGAAAGGUGCUCUUGAUCUUCAUACAAAGAUGAUUAAGCAAAUGAAAGGAGUUCCAGGUGUGACUCCAGAGAAAUUACAAGAAGGUCUAAACCCAAGACAUUGUGCGUUAUCACUUGUUGGUGAGCCGAUUAUGUAUCCGGAGAUCAAUGCUCUUGUAGAUGAGCUACAUGGAAGGCGUAUUUCUACAUUUUUGGUUACUAAUGCACAAUUCCCUGAAAAGAUUUUGAUGAUGAAGCCUAUCACCCAGUUGUACGUAAGUGUAGAUGCUGCCACCAAAGAGAGCUUGAAGGCCAUUGAUAGACCUCUCUUUGCUGACUUUUGGGAACGGUUUAUUGACUCCUUGAAAGCUCUCCAAGAGAAGCAGCAGCGAACCGUCUACCGUUUAACACUUGUCAAAGGAUGGAAUACAGAGGAGCUAGAUGCUUAUUUCAACCUCUUCAGCAUUGGGAAACCUGAUUUCAUCGAGAUCAAAGGCGUCACAUACUGCGGAUCCUCUGCAACAUCAAAGUUGACAAUGGAGAAUGUACCUUGGCACACAGAUGUUAAAGCAUUCUCAGAAGCUCUGUCUCUGAAGAGCGAUGGGGAGUACGAGGUUGCUUGCGAGCACGCCCAUUCUUGUUGUGUUCUUCUUGGGAGAACCGAAAAGUUCAAAGUGGAUGGAAAGUGGUUCACUUGGAUUGACUAUGAAAAGUUCCAUGAUCUGGUGGCUUCUGGAGAACCGUUCACGAGCACAGACUAUAUGGCUCAAACACCAUCAUGGGCGGUUUAUGGAGCACAGGAAGGUGGGUUUGAUCCAGAGCAGUUACGUUACAAGAAGGAAAGGCAUCAUCAUCCUAAACCACAGGCGGUUUUAGCUUAAGACAGGAGUAAGCUAAGCUUUUUUUGUUUUUCAUUGUCGUCUUCGUACUAAACCACAGGCGAUUUU
Arabidopsis arenosa is the source of this 2096-nucleotide messenger RNA. Lineage: Eukaryota; Viridiplantae; Streptophyta; Magnoliopsida; Brassicales; Brassicaceae. The record is from the annotation of a GenBank genome assembly.